This is a messenger RNA of Mustela erminea (ermine), 2102 nucleotides long. It is a transcript of the gene ZDHHC1, whose product is annotated as zinc finger DHHC-type containing 1. Bases 463 to 1929 code for a protein of 488 amino acids. Lineage: Eukaryota; Metazoa; Chordata; Mammalia; Carnivora; Mustelidae. Gene Ontology annotation, biological process: peptidyl-L-cysteine S-palmitoylation; protein targeting to membrane. Gene Ontology annotation, cellular component: Golgi apparatus; endoplasmic reticulum. The transcript is spliced from 13 exons. The record is from RefSeq and is a predicted model, not a curated record. Gene Ontology annotation, molecular function: protein-cysteine S-palmitoyltransferase activity.
CCGUAGCCUGCGCGGUUGCCAGGGGAACGGGCCCAGCGCCUGAAGAGUUCCAGCCCGCCGCGGCCUGGCCCGGCCGUACCACCAUCCUGCUCCAGCAGGAUCCCGGGGACUUGCUGGCCCAGCCACCGUCGCACGGCCCAGGAUGGGGCUCUGCUCCAGGCUGCGGCGCCGUCUGGUCCUGGGGAUCAUAUCCGCUGCGAGAGUCUGAAGUGCUGCCGCCCUGGAGGGUGGACGUCCAGGCGCGGGGGCUGAACCACUGGGUGACCUUGGCAGGGCCGAUCUGGCUCGGUCGCCGCGUCGCGCAGGGUUUUAGCAAGUGACUGUUAAUAGGAAGAGACUGUUGUCAUCCGGACAAUGACCUUCACCUUACUGGGAGAACUGGGAGGGGCCUGUACAGCCCCCUCCAAGCCACCUAAGAAGCCAGAUGUUUUCAAGUCAGCAAACAUUUACUGAGCAACUACUAUGUACAAGAUGAACAUCUGCAACAAGCCCUCCAACAAGACAGCUCCUGAGAAGAGUGUGUGGACGGCGCCCGCACAGGCCAGCAGACCCUCGCCGGAGCUGCAGGGCCAGCGGUCCCGUCGGAAUGGGUGGAGCUGGCCCCCUCACCCGCUCCAGAUUGUGGCUUGGCUGCUCUACCUCUUCUUCGCUGUCAUUGGCUUUGGGGUCCUUGUUCCCCUCUUGCCUCACCACUGGGUGCCCGCUGGCUAUGCUUGCAUGGGCGCCAUCUUUGCCGGCCAUCUCGUGGUUCACCUGACUGCUGUCUCCAUCGAUCCAGCAGAUGCCAAUGUGCGGGACAAGAGCUAUGCAGGGCCACUGCCCGUCUUCAACCGUAGCCAACACGCACAUGUCAUUGAAGAUCUGCACUGCAACUUGUGCGACGUAGAUGUGAGCGCUCGCUCCAAGCACUGCAGCGCCUGCAACAAGUGUGUAUGCGGUUUUGACCACCACUGCAAGUGGCUCAACAACUGCGUGGGCGAGAGGAACUACCGGCUCUUUCUACACAGUGUGGCAUCUGCCCUACUGGGUGUCCUGCUCCUCGUGCUCGUGGCCACUUACGUCUUUGUGGAGUUCUUUGUCAACCCCAUGCAGCUGCGCACCAAUCACCACUUUGAAGUCCUGAAGAAUCACACAGAUGUAUGGUUUGUGUUCCUGCCCGCUGCCCCUGUGGAGACACAGGCUCCUGCCAUCCUGGCCCUGGCGGCCCUACUCAUCCUUCUGGGCCUGCUUUCCACAGCCCUGCUGGGCCACCUGUUCUGCUUCCACAUUUAUCUCAUGUGGCACAAGCUCACCACCUAUGAGUACAUCGUGCAGCAUCGCCUGCCACAGGAGGCAAAGGGGGCCCACAGGGAGCUCGAGUCAUGUCCCCCCAAGAUGCGGCCCAUUCAGGAGAUGGAGUUCUACAUGAGGACCUUCAGCCAUGUGCGCCCAGAACCCCCUGGCCAGGCCAGGCCUGCCACAGUGAAUGCCAAUCUUUCCCAGUUCUUUGCCACCCAAGGCCAAGUGGAAGCCCUGCCACCCUCUUCCCCAGAGACUCGGGCUCUGUCCCCCCGGAUCCAACCCCAGAAAAAGAGGAAGCGGCGAGCAUAUAAGGUGCCAACCUCUGGGACCUUGGACCCUGAAUCGCAGCUGCCUAGGCUGCCAGGGCCCCGGGCCCCAGGCCACAGCUCCAGCUCCUUGUCGGAUUCCGCUGGUGCCAGCCCAAUGCACGCCGCUGGGCCUGCAGGCGCCUACCACUCGGCAUCAGCCGAGUCCAUGGACGAGAUUCCAGUGGCACAGACCCGCCUGGGCAGCGCCGCUCUGGCCGCCCCAGGGGGCAGGGGCCGAGAGCCUGGGCUGGCGCUGCAGGUGCUUGCGCCCGCAGUUUUCGUGAGCCCGAGCAGCGGCAGGCCCGGGGCUCGGGGCAGCCCGCAGGCCGACCUGGAUUAGUCCGGAGGAGAGGCAGGAGGGCCAAGGAGUAGCGGCCAGCCCCGAUUCUCUAUGCAAAACCCCCACCCUCGCCGCACCGAGUGCACUUUAGGAGCCCCUGCGGUCGGCGGGAUGGGACCCCUUCUCCCACGACUCAGCAAUACCCGCCCCACCGGCCAUCAUGCUCCAAUAAA